GCUGAAGCAACCACUUUAGAACAGCAUGUUAUGUAAUCUUCCCAAGUAGCAGUUUCAUAUUAUAAUUUUUGAUUUUAACUAGCUGCAUCUACGUUUUACGUCAGACAGUGUUCUAAUUUUAGAAAUUCCUGAUCAUCAUCUCGAAUUCCAUUCAAACACUACAUGAGGCUUUCUCAAUGGCACAUGAAAAUGGUUGACCACAACAAAAUAAAAUGGACAUUUUACCUCUUCAUCGUGUUAAUUGUCUUAUUUACACUUCAGUUCGAAAUGAAGUUAUUUUCAUCUCUGACGUGCGUCUUUAAAUCAGAUAUGCAGCAGCCAUACCAUAGGAAUGUCAUCAUAUUCGAUGGAGGCAGUACUGGAACCAGAAUGCAUAUAUAUCGAUUUUAUUUCGAUUCAAGAGGUCUACUUUCCAUCCAAAGUGAAAUUAAAAGGAGAAGUAAACAAGGACUUUCCAAACUUGCUCAUAAACCUUACAAAGCAGCUAGUGUUGUCUCUUAUUUGUUGAAAAGAGCCGAAGAAUACAUCCCUUACGAAGAAUGGAAUGAAACAAGUGUAGCCUUCAUAGCUACGGCUAGUUUUAGAACACUUGCGAAAGAAGACACAACUUCUGUUUUAAGAGAGAUAGCGAAGGUGAUUGAAAUUUCUCCAUUUCUUCAUAAUAACGAAAGUGCAACUAUACUUUCAGGAGAAAAAGAAGCUCUUUAUGCGUGGUAUGCUUUGAAUUUCCUAUUAGAUCAGCAGAAUGAUGCCAGUCAAACCACUGUAUUAUUAGAUGUUGGAGGACAGUCAGUGCAAAUUGCUUUCGCUGAAGAUAAUCAAAAUAUCGAAUAUAAAUCCUUGACUAAUCUCCAACAAAAAUCUAUGACUUUAUACACCCGAAGUUAUUUAGGUAUUGGUCUUGUGAAUGCAGGGUUCUCUCUUGGUCACAUUGUGCCUCGUCCUAGACAAGUAGCUUUGUUCGAAAAAGAUGGGAAAAUCUCAUUUUUUAGCCCAUGCAUGCAUCCUAAUGAAACGUUUUUCACGGAGCAGAAUUUUAAAGGAAUACUUGUAAAGAAUCAAACUAAAAGAGAAUAUGGUUUUGACAACUGCUACGAAGCUGCUGUUGAAUUUUUAGGUGACAUUAUCCAUAAACCCAUUGAUUUUGAAAAGCAAGAAAUCUACGCACUUUCGGCUCUGGUUAAUCGUGCGGCUGCGUUCAAACUCAUUGACAAGAAAGGUAAUAACAAUUGUACUGUUAGUCAGUUUGCCAAUGCCUGCAAAGAUUAUUGUGAGAAUUCAAUACCUGUACAGCCAUUCCUUUGUCUUGAAUGUACUUAUAUUACGGUACUUUGGAAGCAUGGAUUAGAACUUAAAGACGAAAAAGUAAUCAAG
Parasteatoda tepidariorum (common house spider) is the source of this 1374-nucleotide messenger RNA. The record is from RefSeq and is a predicted model, not a curated record. Lineage: Eukaryota; Metazoa; Arthropoda; Arachnida; Araneae; Theridiidae.